This is a messenger RNA of Tachysurus fulvidraco (yellow catfish), 663 nucleotides long. It is a transcript of the gene fabp4a, whose product is annotated as fatty acid binding protein 4a. Bases 87 to 491 code for a protein of 134 amino acids. The record is from RefSeq and is a predicted model, not a curated record. Gene Ontology annotation, cellular component: cytosol; nucleus. Gene Ontology annotation, molecular function: fatty acid binding. Gene Ontology annotation, biological process: fatty acid transport. The transcript is spliced from 4 exons. NCBI's taxonomy places the organism in Eukaryota, Metazoa, Chordata, Actinopteri, Siluriformes, Bagridae.
GUAACAGAAAGCUGAGCGUUAGUUUCCAGCUAGAAGUGAAAGCUUAUUGUUGUGUAAAAAGUAGGAGUAAAUAUUAACCUGUAAAGAUGGUGGAUAAAUUUGUUGGAACAUGGAAGAUGAUUUCCAGCGAUAAUUUUGACGAAUACAUGAAGGCACUGGGUGUGGGAUUUGCCACUCGUCAGGUAGGAAACCGAACCAAGCCCAGCUUCAUCUUAAGUGUGGAUGACCAAGGACUGAUAAGCAUGAAGUCCCAGAGCACUUUUAAAACCACUGAGGUCAAAUUUAAGCUCAAUGAAGCAUUUGAGGAGACCACAGCUGACGACAGAAAGACCACGACCACGGUGAGCCUCGAGAAUGGCAAACUGAUGCAAAAACAGACCUGGGAUGGCAAAGAGACCACACUAGAGAGAGAAGUGGCUGAUGGAAAAUUAAUAGCGACAUGCAAAAUGGGAGAUGUGGUGGCGGUGAGGACAUAUGUAAAAGAGGCAUGAUUAAAUGAUCCUGGCUGGAUUUUGGAGAUGCCUGGCUCAGUUCAAUGAGCAAACAGUUUUCCUGUUGUAUUCCUAUUUGGCACCAAAGCUGUUGCAUGCAGCAUAUUUCAUGAUGCUUUAAGAUAAAUCAUUGUGGUGUGUUGAAUAAAGUUUAAAUCAUAUCUGCCUUCAA